GAUGGAGGUUAAAAGGGCCCGCCUCUCCUCCAUUGUUUCCUGGAAAUUUCCGUUGCCUCUCCCUCUCUCUCUCUAGCUCACCAGAAAACGAUUAGAAAAGUCUCAAACUUUGUGUUCCGACCGAGAAACCAACAUUGUUUUUUGGCCAGGGUAGAAACCAAAGUCUCCCAAUUUCGCUAAUCCCCUCACUUUGGGUUUAAUGAUCAUAAUAAUAAUCCAACCAGACCAUUCUUCCUCCUUGGAAACACCCACCAUUUCCUCCACAUCCCUUCUCUGCAACUGCAAAAGUUGCAAACUUCAUUUCCCUCUUGAGUCUGGAUUGGGCCAAAUUGGGUUGCUCUCUCCGCUGCCUGCCGGUUUUCUGUGCUGGGUACUGAAACCAUGAACUUCUGUUCGCACCCUCUAGAGUCGAGGUCUUAUGUUUGAAGAAAUCGGCAGAGCCCAACAGAUGAAUUAUUGUAUGGUGAUUUGUCUAUGAGGAAGACUGUUUGUUGAAUCUAAUUGGGGGGUUUCCAUUUUGAAGAAAAUUGCUGCUUUCGGUUAUGAACUAUUCACAAGACAAGUUUGUUAGGUUUCAAGAUUGGAGAUCAGAGAAAGUUCCGGAAUCGGAUUAUUCGCCCCGGGAUGGGUACCGUGGAAGAGUUAGCAUGAAGAUAAGCUCAUUCUCUGAUAAGUUCAGGAGAAGAUUGGAGUCUGGUUCAGAGAGCAUCAGUAGGAUUAGACAGACCUUGAAGUCAUACUCCUUUAACAAUGGUAGUUCGUCCGACAGCUCUAGUUCUAGAAAGAAGGUCCUUGAUCCACAGGGAGCUUUCCUACAGAAAUGGAACAAGAUAUUUGUGCUGUCAUGUUUCCUUGCUAUCUCCCUGGACCCGUUGUUCUUCUAUGUCCCGGUGAUUGACAAUGAUAAGCACUGCCUUAAAUUGGACAACAAGAUGCAGAUAACAGCGAGCGUGCUGCGUUCUUUCACAGAUAUAUUCUACAUACUUCACAUUGUCUUCCAGUUUCAUACUGGCUUCAUUGCACCUUCCUCCCGGGUUUUUGGAAGAGGUGUUUUGGUUAAGGACAGUUGGGCCAUCGCGAAGAGGUAUAUGCUUUCGUACUUCUUGAUCGACGUUCUUGCCUUGCUGCCAUUGCCACAGAUGGUGAUUCUAAUAAUCACUCCCAGGCUGCACGGAUCGAGAACUCUUAAUACUAAAAACUUGUUGAAAUUUGUUGUAAUCCUCCAGUAUCUGCCUAGGAUCAUGCGAAUUUAUCCGUUGUACAAGGAAGUUACACGAACCUCUGGCAUACUCACUGAAACUGCAUGGGCUGGAGCUGCAUUUAACCUCUUCCUUUACAUGCUUGCUAGUCAUGUAAGCUCCAGUGACCAAUUUCUGUUUAUUCUUCAGGUGCUUGGAGCAUUUUGGUACUUGUUCUCCGUGGAAAGACUAACAGUCUGCUGGAAGAAAGCUUGUGAUGCUAACUUGUGUGACCGGGUCACGCUGUACUGUGAUGGUCCUCGUGGCAAUCUGACAUUCUUGAACACUUCUUGUCCCGUCAAUCCUGAGAAUGCAGAUGUGUUCAAUUUCGGAAUAUUCCUCGAUGCCCUCCAGUCUGGUGUUGUGGCAUCUCACGAUUUCCCCAAGAAGUUAUUCUACUGUUUUUGGUGGGGGCUUCGCAAUCUCAGUUCUCUUGGUCAGAACCUUGCGACGAGCACAUUUGUCUGGGAAAUUUGUUUCUCGGUUGCGAUUUCGAUCUUUGGAUUGGUGCUGUUUUCUUUCCUCAUUGGGAAUAUGCAGACUUACUUGCAAUCUACGACAACUAGAUUGGAGGAAAUGAGAGUGAAGAGGCGAGACGCAGAGCAAUGGAUGUCCCAUCGUAUGCUCCCGGACAAUUUACGUGAGCGAAUCAGGCGCCACGAGCAGUACAAGUGGCAAGAAACCAGAGGAGUCGACGAAGAAAACCUCGUACACACUCUUCCAAAGGACAUUAGAAGGGACAUUAAGCGCCAUCUCUGCUUGGCACUCCUAAUGAGAGUGCCAAUGUUCGAGAAGAUGGACGAUCAGCUUCUCGAUGCAUUGUGCGACCGCCUCAAGCCAGCGCUCUACACGGAGGAGAGCUACAUUGUCCGCGAGGGAGAUCCUGUUGACGAGAUGCUGUUCAUCAUGAGGGGUAAACUCCUCACCAUGACAACAAACGGCGGAAGGACGGGCUUCUUCAACUCGGAGUACCUCAAAGCUGGCGAUUUCUGCGGUGAGGAGCUCCUCACGUGGGCCCUCGACCCACACACCUCGUCGAACCUACCCAUCUCCACUAGAACCGUUCGUACCAUCACGGAGGUCGAAGCUUUCGCACUGACCGCUGAAGACUUGAAGUUCGUGGCCUCACAGUUCCGUCGCCUGCACAGCAAGCAGCUUCGCCACACGUUCAGGUUCUACUCGCAGCAGUGGCGGACGUGGGCCGCCUGCUUCAUCCAAGCUGCCUGGCGAAGGUACAGCAAGAAGAAGCUCGAGGAGGCGCUGAGGCAGGAAGAGGACAGGUUGCAGGACGCGCUGGCCAAGGCGGGUGGGAACUCUCCUAGCCUCGGCGCUACCAUCUACGCGUCGAGAUUCGCCGCCAAUGCCCUGAGGCUGCUGAGACGAAACUCGACUCGUAAGGCGAGGAUCACUGAGAGGCUCCCUCCCAUGAUGCUGCAGAAGCCGGCGGAGCCUGAUUUUACUGCUGAUGAACGGUAGCUUGGGGAAGGGGGAAGUAAUCUGUUGAGAAUCUUUUUUUUUUGGGUUUUGGAGUAGCGUUCAGUCAAUCAACAUUCAACAACAGAAAGUACGAGGGAUGAUUGUUUCUUAUAAGUUAAUGUUGAGUUGAUUGUUUCCUGUAACCUGUACAAUAUUAAUGUAUAUAAGAAAUUUUCAAAUGGGGUUUGUUUCUUUCUUCCUGAAGUACUCGAUUAAGCCUUUCAAGCUUCAACUUUCUUAAACAACGAG
Messenger RNA from Linum tenue, 2963 nucleotides. The record is from the annotation of a GenBank genome assembly. Lineage: Eukaryota; Viridiplantae; Streptophyta; Magnoliopsida; Malpighiales; Linaceae.